Messenger RNA from Notothenia coriiceps (black rockcod), 5788 nucleotides. Its product is annotated as insulin receptor substrate 2-like. Gene Ontology annotation, biological process: insulin receptor signaling pathway. Gene Ontology annotation, cellular component: plasma membrane; cytosol. Lineage: Eukaryota; Metazoa; Chordata; Actinopteri; Perciformes; Nototheniidae. The record is from RefSeq and is a predicted model, not a curated record. The transcript is spliced from 3 exons. Gene Ontology annotation, molecular function: phosphatidylinositol 3-kinase binding; insulin receptor binding. The coding region runs from base 163 to 3336 and encodes 1057 amino acids.
AUCAGAUCAGUCCCGCUGCACUGUUGCUUCUACCGUGGCCGAGGACACAUCUAUAGACCUCUGCCAUGGAUUAAACACAUUUUUAAAACGGGAUAUCAUUAAAGUUUUUUUGCAAACGAGUUUUUUUAUUGGUUCGCUUAUCUGGAACUUGAAAAAAGAGAAAUGGCAAGUCCGCCGACGACGGGAGGACACCUGUUAUCGAAUGGGACGUACGGAGUGAAGAAGUGCGGAUACCUGAGGAAGCAGAAACACGGACACCGGCGCUUCUUCGUGCUGCGGGAGCCGACGGAGCGCUGCCCUGCGCGGCUGGAGUAUUAUGAAAGCGAGAAGAAAUGGAGGAACAAGUCCGCUGCCAAACGGGUCAUCACUUUGGACUCGUGUCUGUGCGUAAACAAACGGGCCGACGCAAAACACAAGCACCUGAUCGCCCUCUACACCAAGGACGAGUACUUCGCCGUGGCUGCAGACAACGAGCAGGAGCAAGAGAGCUGGUACUCGGUUCUGACUGAUUUAAUAGCCGAGGGGAAAGUGUACGACAGCCCUGCUUCUACCUCCUCUCUAGUGGGCUUUGAGGAAGCCAACUACGGACUGAUCACUCCUGCAACAGCUGUCUAUAAGGAGGUGUGGCAGGUCAACUUGAAAUCCAAAGGUCUGGGUCAGAUCAAGAACCUCACUGGAGUGUACAGGCUGUGUUUGUCCAGCAGGACCAUCAGCUUUGUCAAACUGAACUCAGAAACAGCUGCUGUCAGUUUACAGCUCAUGAACAUCAGGAGAUGCGGACACUCGGACACCUUUUUCUUUAUAGAGGUGGGUCGCUCAGCUGUCACUGGGCCUGGGGAGUUCUGGAUGCAGGCAGAGGACUCAGUGGUUGCACAGAACAUCCAUGAGACUAUCCUUGAGGCCAUGAAGGCCAUGAAGGAGCUGUCAGAGUUCAGGCCGCGGAGCAAGAGCCAGUCUGCCAGCACUAACCCCAUUUCCGUUCCCACACGACGCAACCUCAACAACCUCCCCCCCAGUCAGACAGGCCUGGUGAGGAGAUCCAGGACAGAUAGCAUGGCAGCAAACUCCCCAGGGAGGAAAUUCACAUCAUGUCGGAUAAGAACGGCCAGCGAGGGGGACGGGAGUGUGACCCGGCCUGUGUCCAUGUCCAUAUCUGUCAACGGGAGUCCCACCAGUCCCAACUCUGGGAAUCUCCUCAUCAGGUCCCACACGCUCAGCAGUGGGCGCACCUGCAGGAUACUGGAGUCCUCCUCCAACCUGCACCACAGCCGCUCCAUGCCCGUGUCCAACUCACCCCCAGGCACUUCAAGCCCCAUAAGCAUGUCCCCCAGAGGGGCCAGCAUCUCCACUCCUGACAAGAUCCGGCGGCCUUUUAGCUGCAGCGCCUCCAUCUCUGGCUCCCUCAGUGACACUGGCUUCAUGCUGUGUGAUGAUUACAGCUCCAGCCCAAGUGAACCCAGAUUCAUCCCGCUGACCCGCAGCGACACCCCCGACUCCCUGUCCAGCACGCCUCCAUCCCGGGACAUCAGCGACCCCUGUGGCUACAUGAUAAUGGAGGGGGGAAAUGUCACCAGGCCUAGGGUUGGGGUUGAUGGCCUUGCAUGUGACAACGCUUACAGGAAGAGGACGCACUCCCUCACCACGCCACGUCAACAGAGGGCUGUGGCGCCGCUGGCCUCAGCCUCCCUGGAUGACUACACCCUCAUGAGGAUGGCUCACGGGCAGAACUCUCACUCCGCGUCGCCCAAAGUGUGCUACCCUGAGGACUACGGAGAUGUUGAAAUCGGGUCAUCCAGGAGCUCCAGUAGUAACCUCGCUGAUGAUGGCUACAUGCCGAUGACGCCAGGCUUAACGGCCCAGUCUGGCAAAGUAGACUACAUGCCCAUGAGCCCAAUGUGUGUCUCCGCACCGAAGCAGAUUGUGAACGCUAGGGUCCAUCCCCCGGCGACUGUGAGCGGCGGCUACAAAACCAACUCCCCCUGCAGCAGCUCUCUGGAGGACAGCGGCUACAUGAGAAUGUGGUGUAGCUCUAAAUCGUCCAUGGAGAGCUUAGACAGGAACGGUGAAUACAUGAACAUGUCGCCUGGAAACCCACCUCCACUCCAGACCCCCCCUGAUUACUACUUGGGCCUGCUAUCUGGGGAACAUGCAGCAGUGAGGUCAGCGUACCAGGGCGGCUCUCUCACACUCCCUGCUAAACUCCAGGCCUCCAAGAAUGAGGAGAGCAACCAGUAUGUGUUGAUGAGCCCCCAGAGUUUGAGGCAGAGGGUGGGGGAGUCAGACUAUUAUUCAGUGAUGCAGCCCAGUGCAGCCCCUCUUAGCCCCUCCGUGCCCUCCCCAGUCAGGCAUGGCCGGGCAGACAGCCUGCCCUACAGAGGGAGGCUUGGCAGGCCUAACAGACUUUCUCUGGACACCCUGAGGACCCUGCCCAGCAUGAACGAGCACCCCCUGCCCGGAGAACCCAGGAGCCCCGGGGAAUACAUCAACAUUGACUUCAGCUGCGCCAGAUUCUCCCCACCCUCCAAUGUGUCCACGGAGAGCCAGUCUUCAUCACUGGGCUCCAGCGGAGGGGGCCCCGGGAGGUCCUCUCUGUCAGACUACAUGAACCUGGAGCUGGGUUCACACUCGUCCAAGGAGGCACACACUCCCGCUGAGCGCUUGGACACACUCCCAGAGUUAUCUAUGUGCUCAGAAGAGGACAGAGUGUACCAUCUGGAGGGUGAGAAAGGAUCUCAGGGCCUCUGUGACGAGGGGAAAAACGACUACACUGAGAUGACAUUCGGGAUGACCAGCUCCCCACCACAGCUUGUUCCUCAGAACACCGCAAGCAGCCAGAGCAGCAGGGAGAGGAGGCUCUCUCUGGAGGACCAGGGUGUCCCAGAAUGCAUUGGGGCCUUCCUGCUCGGGGGCACCUCUUCCUCCCCAGUUGACCCCGACUGCUCCGCCAAGGUGAUCCGGGCCAACCCUCAGGGCCGUCGGCGGCACAGCUCCGAGACCUUCUCCUCCACCGCCACCGUGACCCCAGUGUUCCCCUCCUUCGCCCGCGGGGACAUGAUGAAGAGGCACAGCUCCGUGGAGAACAUCUCGUCCCGGAGCAGCGAGGGGUCGGACGAGGAGUACGGCAACAGCCCCGUGAACCGGCAGAGCUCGGCCGGGUAUGCUAACGGACUGAACUACAUUGCCUUGAACCUGCUGGACAACAGGGACGUGGAGAAAUGUGAGGGCCUGGCUGGCUUCAAACCCACCAGCAGCUGCAAAGGGGGCAUCAAUGGAUUACACAGCUCCCCGUAUGUGUGUCUGGGAUUCAAGGAGGCCGCAACCACUGCCAAAGACUGAAGGUCUCGUCUGUCCUCUGACUUGGCGUCUUCACCAACCUGCUGCUGGAAACAAGAAAUCGACUUUGCCCUACCACUGGGCCCUAAAAGACUGUCUGGACCCUCAGCAUCACUCUCACACACUUACGAAACAAGCAGGUCAUCGUCUAUGCAUGUCAUGAAUUCGCUGGAGGCAACACAGGUGUGCUCAUGUAUGUGUGUGUGUGUGUGGGCGGAUGUGUGUGUUGGUGUGUCUAAUGUUCACUGCGCUUUCAGAGGCCAUUUUUCACGUGACCCACAUUGUGGCGCAAGCACAGAAGCAAAGAUAGUCAGAAUAUAAAAAUAGUUGAAUGGUACCCUGAUACUAUUUAUUUACUUGAGGUUAGUUUUAUGACUGCCUGUAUGAGUGCGAGUGUGUUCCUGAGACAAAUUACGACCAACCUGUAUGACAAUGGAAAACGAAACCUACUAUACAAAUGGCCCAGGGAGCGAAGAUACCAAGGUACACUUAUAUAACUAUAUUUAGAUGAGAUAUGUUAUUUAUUUUUGGUAGAUGAAUGUUUGAUAAGACCUACCCAAUGCCUUAAUGUCUAUAUUGUCCUUAUGUUUUCUAUGAGAGAAGAGAUACAUAUUAUAUUACAGUGUGUCUGUUUGGACCUCUAUAUUGUUAUUCUAUUGUGGACAUUUAGCUUAAAAUAUGAUUUCAGAAAUAUACAGUACAUUGGGGCUGCUUGACAUCUGAUUUAUCUUAUGGAUAUUAAAGUAUUUUCUUAAUGACACAUUUCUUAUUUAUUCUAACCUAGUUUAUUUUUUGUCCAAUCAAAGCGCUGGACUUACAGAAAUAUAUUUCUAAAUGUCUUUAAGAGUUAUGCAUGUGUUUGUAACUCAGCUCAGACCCCACAACACCAGGCAUCUGAUUGCACUGUUCCUCCCACAGUUCCUCACUUGAGCCUGAAAACCUCACACACUCCUACCUUCAAACCUAUUGACUGCUGUUGAGCAAAAUGCAGGACACCCUGCUGUGAUAUAUUUUGACGGUACAACUGUAUAGUUAAAGUGACGACGAAGGGCCAAUGAAAACUGUCAGGGUUGGGGCACAGCCGAGACGUUUUCUGGUCAUCCAACGAGGGCUAAAGUAAGGGGAAAAGGGGUUGGCAGUGCGGGACAAUCACAAAAAAAGUAAAAGUAGGGAGGCCACAUCUGGCACCAACAGGGAGAUUUACUGGAGAAACAAGUUUAGUCAGAUAUUUUGUUUUAACAAUAUCUGAAUUGCAGUUGACAGCAAAUAGUUUGAUCAGGCUGAAAAUAAUGAUAAAAUGUUACAAGUUAAAGCAAGAAUAUAUUUCACGAAGUGACAACUAUUUAACAAUGUCAGGACAAUGCUAAAUAAUGGCACACUUUAGCUGUCAUUAGUUAGGCUACUAUUAACAACUGGUCAAAGGCCUAGCGACGGUGUGCUUUAUUGAUGCUAAAUUCCUUUAAACGUCAUAGUCUUUGUAUUAAUCUGAACAAACAUUGUGCUCUAAAGAGAAAUGAUUAGUCAAAAUGUAUACAAACUCCAAAAUGGCCUCCAGUGGGUUAAUAUUAUCUGAAAGCCCUCUAAGCUCUCCUCACAUUGUAGUGUUUGCGUCAUCCACUGUGCCGAUUCCAACCGGCUCACCACCUCUUUAGUGUACAGCAGAUUGUAAAAAUGAAAACCAUGUCUGAAUGUAUCUCUGAACUGGUGGGAACAACACACAAACACAAGGUGGACAACGGUUUUGACAGAGUUGAAUAAUAUUGGAGCUACUACGCUAAGUUUUAUUUAUCUGCAGAUUCUUGAAGGUAUAUAUUUUGUACAUAGAAACAGUUUGACUAAAACAAUCUAUUGAAAAUACACUUAGAUUUUAUGUUGCAAUGAUAUUCCUGUGUAAAGACUUUGGCUACAGAUUUUUCAAAUGGGGGUUUUUCUUCUGGGUUGUACAGGUUAUUGUAUGCUUUUCUCCCUCACAGUCUCAGUGACUAUAUGAAAAUAUACUGUCUAUUUUAUUAAAGAGAUCUCUUUGCCUUGUUGACACACUUUACCCCAAUGGCAUAUGCAAUAGUGACAUGAAUACAAUCUAGUUUACAACCGUGGAACCAAAUGUAACAUUGCAUUGAUGAUUUUUUUUCUUUUUAUUGCGAGCAGAAGCUGCUUUUCUCCUUGUACAUUUCUCUCUCUGCCAAGUGUUUUUAUUUUUGUCGCUGGGAAUUUUGUUCUUGACAUGUUUCCAAGCGCUUUCCCCAUUUCUGUGUCCAUGGACAGAAUCAGAUUGAUCUUCACUCAGUCUGAAUGUGUCGUUGUCUUCCAUUGUACAUAAUUCAAUAUACUGUUUAUUGUGAUGCUCACAAGAGAUGAUUAUAAUGAUUUUUAAAUUCUGGUAGUCCAGUAUUGCUUUUGUCUGUAUUGAUUAUGGAUAGCAACAUACAGAAAUAAAUGAAUUUAUUUAAACGUG